This is a messenger RNA of Spea bombifrons (plains spadefoot toad), 1302 nucleotides long. RefSeq names its product ceramide-1-phosphate transfer protein (gene CPTP). Gene Ontology annotation, molecular function: ceramide 1-phosphate binding; ceramide 1-phosphate transfer activity. Gene Ontology annotation, cellular component: cytoplasm; cytosol; membrane. Lineage: Eukaryota; Metazoa; Chordata; Amphibia; Anura; Pelobatidae. The record is from RefSeq and is a predicted model, not a curated record. The coding region runs from base 209 to 856 and encodes 215 amino acids. The transcript has 2 exons. Gene Ontology annotation, biological process: ceramide transport; intermembrane lipid transfer.
CGCUGUCAUGUGAGAUGUGCAAACACCUGGCUGCAGCUUUCACGUACCCUCUGCUCUUCCAGCUCCAUCUGUUUACAUUAGUAUUUUCUUGCUGAUCUACAAGCCUGCGCUCCGCAGAAUAAACCGUUUCUCUGAAUUAAUAAUGUUUUUCUCGCCAAGAGAUCUUCAAGGGAACCGCUUGCCGAGUCCGUCCUAGAAAAGACUUAUAAUGUCCGGUGUGGAGGAAAAGUUCUCGCUCGGGGAAGUUCUGGUCAGCUUCAAGUCCUGCUUGGUUGAUGAUGACCAAGAUGUUCUGCUAGAACACUACCUCAAUGGUUGGAAAGGGUUAGUGAGGUUUAUGAACACCCUCGGAUCAAUUUUUUCCUUUGUAUCAAAGGACGCUGUGAACAAAAUCCAGAUAAUGGAAAACUACUUGAAGGGGGAAACCGGCGAGCGUUACCGGUCCCUCCAGUCCAUGGUCGAAUACGAGUUAAGCAGUAACCUUGUAGAUUUAACCAAACGCUCCAGCCACCCGGAUUCCGGCUGUCGCACGAUACUGCGCCUCCACCGUGCGCUGCGCUGGCUGCAGCUCUUUCUAGAAAAGUUAAGAACAAGCAGCGAAGACAGCAAGACUUCCACUCUAUGUUCAGAGGCGUACAAUGACUCUCUGGCCCACUUCCAUCCCUGGAUCAUACGCAAGACUGCUUCUGUGGCUUUCCUCGCCCUUCCAGUGCGUAAUACUUUCUUCGAAGUGAUGAACGUGGGGACACCAGAAGAAGUCGUGGGUAUGCUGGGGGAAGCUCUCCCCUUUGUCUCCAAAGUAUAUGACUUUACACAGGAGCUCUACUCCCAGCACAAUCUGCUAGAUCUACCUUAAAGGGCGGUCGGCGACUAACCAUGAAAAGGAUGGGUUCAUGUAACAUAUGUACCUUUCUCCAUGAAGUAUUAUCGGUUCUGUGCAGCUGAUGCCUCAGACGCUUAUGAAUGACACUAUUCAAUUUUAGACUCUCACAUAUAUCUCUUGAAAUCUACGUAUUUAUGGGGGGGGGGUAGUUCACAGUCGGAUCCACCCAAUUAGUUAUUGUAGCAGCCAUGUUAGGUUGAAUCAUGACCAACAAUUCGCUUUUUAUGUGGCUUUUAAUGUUUUUAAAGUAAAAAGUAUGCAUGUUUGGGCCCCUGGCUUCUACCUGCAUGUUUCAGGGGUUAAUGUCUGGCUUCAUUGUCCUAGACCUGGUCCUUUGGGUAUUAACCAGUGUCUGUCAAACCUUUGUUCAUUUAAGAGCAACCACUUAUUAUGUGAAGAGAAAUAAAGUCUGUAUUACA